AUGGUUAUUAUAUUUCAAGUUAGACAUAUAUAUUUUGUAGGUAAACCCUGUCAACUGGCAUUUAAACGAAUCAAAAAAAGUUCACUUAUCUCUCAUUCGCAACCGCGAUCCGUUACUGUUGGAGACUUCAAUAAUGACAAACGAAUCGAUAUUGUUGUUGCCAAUUCCGGUAGACAUACUAUUGGUAUAUUUCUUUCAUAUAAUAAUGGGACAUUCGCAGAUCAACAGACCUAUUCAACUGGUUCUCAAUCUUUUCCUUAUUCGGUUGUUGUCAAUGAUUUUAAUAAUGACAGUUAUCUUGACAUUGCUGUCGCCAAUUAUGGAACCAACAACAUUGGUAUUUUUCUUGGAUAUGGCAACGGAAUGUUUUCUGGUCAAAACGUAUUUUCAACUGGGUCUUCCCGUCCAUUGUUUAUCACUACUGGUGAUUUUAACAAUGAUAAUCGGCCGGAUAUGAUUGUAGCUAAUUAUGGUACUAACAGCAUUGGUAUCUUUCUUGGUCAUGGUGAUGGAUGUUUUCAAGUUCAGAUAACAAUUUAUACUGGUUAUGAUUCUCUCCCACAUUCCAUAGCUGUUAAUGAUUUCAACAAUGACAAUCAUUUAGACAUUGCUGUUGCUAAUUAUGGUACUCAUACUAUUGGCAUUUUUCUUGGAUAUGGUAAUGGAUCUUUUGAAAGCCAAACGACUUAUACUACUAGUGUUCACUCAAAUCCAUCCUCUAUCGCAACUGGCGAUUUUAACAAUGACAAUCAUUUAGAUAUUGUUGUUGCUAACAAUGGCACUGGCAAUCUAGGAAUACUAUUUGGCUUCGGUAACGGGACGUUUACAGCACAAACAACAUAUUCUAUUAAUGCCAAUUCUCAUCCACGAUAUAUUGCUGUUGGUGAUUUUAACAAAGACAAGCAACUGGAUGUGGCCAUUGAUGAUUUAGAAAAUAAUCAGAUACAUAUUAUUUUGGGAUCUGAUAAUGGUACUUUUACCACAUUAUCAACAUACGAUGGAAUAUCUGAAUCUCAUCCAUUUUCGAUUGCUGUAGCUGACUUCAACGAUGACAAUCAAUCAGAUAUUGUCGUUGCUAAUUAUGGUACUAAUGAUGUGCUUGUAAUUAGUGGAUACUUCAGUGAACCGUCUGCAAGACAAACAAACUAUUUGAUUCAAAAUCACACUACUACGACGUUCGUUGUCAUUGCUGAUUUUAACAACGACAAUUACCUCGAUAUAGUUACUAAUGGUUUUUCAAGUGACGAUUUACUCUUAUUAACUGGUUAUGGGAACGGAACUUUUGUCAGAGAAAAGACAUUUUCAACUGGUUAUCAAUCGUUUGCACAGCAAUUUUGUACUAGUGAUUUGAAUAACGACAAUCGAAUGGACAUUGUCAGUGCCAAUAUGGGCUCUGACAGUGUAGGUAUUAUUCUUGCUGAUACUAAUCAAAUCUUCGCCAACGUGACGACAUAUUCUACUGGUAUUGGUUCUAGUCCAUUAUGGGUGGCAGUUGGUGAUGUUAAUAAUGAUAAAAAAUUGGAUAUUAUAUCCGCUAAUUCAGGUACUAAUAGUGUCGGCGUUCUUCUUGGACAUGGUGAUGGAACUUUUGAUAUCGUUGUUACGUAUUCUACUGGUGUUGGCAACAAUCCGCGUUCAGUCGCUGUUGGUUAUAUCAAUAAUGAUAAUUAUCUAGAUAUUGUCACCGGUAAUUACUAUUCGUCCAGCCUCUUGAUACUUCACGGAGAUGGUAAUGGAACGUUUAGACUGGUGACAGUUUUUUCAACGGGAUACGAUUCAGGUCCGACUUCGAUUACUCUUGCUGAUUUUAAUAGUGACAAUCAUCUAGAUAUCGCGGUUACUACCCUUAGCGUAAAUAACAUUGGUAUUUUUCUUGGAUACGAUGAUGGAAAUUUUGGACCAGAAAUGAGUUAUUCAACAGAAACUAACUCUGCUUCAUACUCUCUCAUCGUUGCUGACUUCAAUCAUGAUAAUCAAUUAGAUAUUGCUACUCCCAUCUUCACCAAUGAUGAAGUAGUUAUUUAUUUUGGGUAUGGCAAUGGAAGUUUUCAACUGGCAAGAACGUAUUCCACUGGAUUCGGCUCAAGGCCGUAUGAUAUCGCAGUUGCCGAUUUCAACAAUGACACACAAUUAGAAAUUGUUGUCGGUCUUUACGGUAGCGGUACCGUAGCCAUAUUAACUCAAUACUUGGCUGCAAAGUUUACAAAUCAAGCAAUCUAUUCAACAGGUUCUGCUCCACAGCCGUAUUCUAUAGCUAUUGCUGAUUUAAAUAAUGACAGUCGGUCAGAUAUCGUCAUUGCCAAUUCAGGAACUGAUAAUUUACAUAUAGGUUUUGGUCUUGGCAAUGGAACAUUUGGAUCCCCAAUGAUAUAUCCAACUGGAGUUGAUUCCCGUCGACAAUAUGUCAUUACAGGUGAUAUAAAUAAUGACCAUAAUUUGGACAUAAUUAUUGCCAAUUCAAAGCAUGACAGUAUUAGUAUGAUCAUGGGAUAUGGUAAUGGUAGUUUUUCCAACAAAAUGCUAUAUUCCACUGGCGAUGGUUCGUAUCCAUCUGUAGUUAUUAUUAGUGAUCUUAACAAUGAUAAUCGCUCCGAUCUGAUCAUUGUUAAUGAAGGCACCGAUAGUAUAGCAACACUUGUCGAGUAUGACUAUGCAGUGUUUAAGACUCAUCAAAAAUAUUCAAGUGCGAAUAAUCUGAUGCCCACCGCGGUUGUGACUGCUGAUUUCAAUAAUGACAAUUAUUUAGAUAUAGGCGCUACUUUUAUCAAUAGUGGCAAUGUUGGUAUACUUCUAGGAUGUGGUAACGCAAGUUUUGGUGUUAUGAUGACUUAUCCAACAGGAAUUGGCUCAUUCCCUACCGGACUUGCCGUGAACGACUUUAACAGCGAUGGUAGAAUCGACAUUGCAGUAGCUGAUUACGGUACUGACAAUGUAAUCAUUCUUAUGGGAUAUGGUAAUGGAAGUUUCGCCAACAUGAUGUAUUUUUCAACUGGACGUAAUUCUGGACCAUUUUCGGUCGCUCUUGCUGAUUUAAAUAGGGACGGCUGUUUGGAUAUCGCUGUAGCUAAUUCUGGUAGUGAUAGUGUAGGCAUUCUUCUUGGAUAUGGUAAUGGCAAUUUCGCCACUAUUAUGACUUAUCCAACUGGAGUUGGUUCGUUCCCAGUCGUGAUCAUCAUCAGUGAUUUGAAUAAGGACAAUUGCUCAGACAUUGUUGUUGUUAAUCGUGACACCAGCAAUAUCGGUAUUUUUCUUGGCUACGGAAAUGGAAGUUUUGCAAACCAAGUUACCUAUUCAAUCGGGCGUUACACUUCUCCAUGGUCGGCUGUGGUGAGUGAUGUAAACAACGAUGAUAAACUCGAUAUUGUCACCGCCAAUUAUAACACUGGUACCAUAGGCUUGUUUGAUGGCUAUGGAAACGGAACUUUCCAUAAAAUGAAGGCAUAUUCAACUGGAACCGGCUCUCUUCCGAGAUAUGUUACCGUUGGAGAUAUGAACAAUGAUAACCGAUUAGAUAUUAUUGUGGUUAACUAUGGAACUAAUGACGUGAUCAUAUAUUUUGGAUAUGAAAAUGGCAUUUAUUAUGAGGGAAAACCAUAUUCAACUGGCAAUAAAUCUAACCCAAUAUGCUUAACUAUUGGCGAUUUCAAUAACGACAGACGAUCAGAUUUUGCUAUUGCCAACUAUAUGAUGAAAGAAAUAGGUAUUUUUCUUGGAUAUGGCAGUGAACGUUUUGGAGGUCUCGCAACAUAUGAUGUUGGUUCUGGAUCUGAGCCACAUGCGGCUGCCAUUGGUGAUUUCAAUAGUGAUGGUAAAUCAGAUAUUGUUGUAGCUAAUUAUGGUAUGGACAAUGUGGGCAUUUUACUGGGAGAUGGCUAUACCAACUUUAAAAACACAAUUACAUAUUCAACUGGAAUUGGUUCUGCUCCUUGUUCUGUUGCAGUUGAGGACUUUAAUAAUGACAAUCAUUCGGAUAUUGUUGUUGCCAAUUGUAAAACUAAUAAUUUAUCUAUUCUUAUAGGCUAUGGCAAUGGAACUUUCGCCAUUGCAGCGACAUAUUCAACUGGUGAUCGUUCUCAUCCAACUACAGUUGUCACUGGUGAUUUUAAUAACGAUAAUUUGAUGGAUAUUGUUGUUGCAAAUUUUGGUACUAAUAAUGUAUUUCUACUAUAUGGAUAUGGAAAUGGAUCAUUUGGAAAUGAAGAAUCAUAUCCAUUAGGUUACAACUAUCGUCCUUACACGAUUGCAAUCAAUGAUUUCAAUCAAGACGGUUGGAUGGACAUUAUUGUAGGGUGUUAUGGUACAGACGAUGUAGAAAUUCUAAUGAAAAUGUGUUAA
Messenger RNA from Rotaria sp. Silwood2, 4335 nucleotides. Lineage: Eukaryota; Metazoa; Rotifera; Eurotatoria; Philodinida; Philodinidae. The record is from the annotation of a GenBank genome assembly.